AGAGAUGCUCGUGCCGGCCCCCUUCCUGCUGGUCUUGCUACUGCUCCUCGGGGCCCCCCAGGCGGGCCUCUCCCAGAGGUCCCCCAUAGCUGGUUCCAGCCUCAGCUGCCUCCACACAGCCCUGCGUGAGGCCGAGAAGAGUCAGCGGAAGGACACGUCGGGGCUGAUCAAGCGGACCUUCCCCGCCCUGCCCCGCGGAGACCCAGAUGACCAGGAGGGGCAGGAGGAGGAGGACACAAAGAAAAGGACCUUCCCUGGCUCCGUGGGCGGCAGCGGUGGCGGCGGGGCCGGCAGCACCCGGUACAAGUACCCGUCCCAGGCACAGUUCCAGGGGCGGCCAUCCCAGGAAAAGGCCAAGAGUGACCGGCGCACCAAGGUCACUCUGUCCCUGGACGUCCCCACUAACAUUAUGAACAUCCUCUUCAAUAUCGCCAAGGCCAAGAACCUGCGAGCCAAGGCCGCCGCCAAUGCCCACCUCAUGGCCCAGAUUGGUCGGAAGAAGUAGAGGAGGAGGCUGGGGACCCCCUGGGACAAGGACGGAGGUUGGAGGCUGGACAGGGAGGGUUGGCCCGUCCCACCGGUUUGUAUCGGAGGGAUCGGCCCUGGUUUCCAGGCUGUCCACCCCUCUGCGCCUUCCCGCCUCCGGCUCGGUGCCCCCGCCCUCUAUACCUACACACACCAGCGCCCUGUUGUCCCAGAUCCACAGAAGGAGGCCACGGUACUGAUAUGAGACACUGAGGUCUACCCUACAUGUCUCCUCUCUCCCUCCCCUCAAGGAGAGGCAAAGGUCAUGUCCUCCUGCCCUCCACUCCGCUCUCUGACCCCAAGAAGAGGGGUACAGGAAGGCCCUCCCCUCCCCACACCAACACCAGCCCAGGCAGGAAGGCGAGGGCGCUGAGCACCCCACUCCCAGACCCACAUUAAAACCCCUCUCACUCACAUUAAAACCCAUGGCUUCUUGAA
This is a messenger RNA of Capra hircus (goat), 963 nucleotides long. RefSeq names its product urocortin 3 (gene UCN3). Gene Ontology annotation, biological process: hormone-mediated signaling pathway; digestion; cellular response to nutrient levels. The coding region runs from base 5 to 505 and encodes 166 amino acids. Gene Ontology annotation, cellular component: extracellular region. Gene Ontology annotation, molecular function: hormone activity; corticotropin-releasing hormone receptor 2 binding. NCBI's taxonomy places the organism in Eukaryota, Metazoa, Chordata, Mammalia, Artiodactyla, Bovidae. The record is from RefSeq and is a predicted model, not a curated record. The transcript has a single exon.